Molecule: messenger RNA, 843 nt
Organism: Aspergillus candidus
Lineage: Eukaryota; Fungi; Ascomycota; Eurotiomycetes; Eurotiales; Aspergillaceae
Product: mitochondrial 37S ribosomal protein uS8m
Exons: 2
Coding region: 135-647 (170 amino acids)
Biological process (GO): translation
Cellular component (GO): mitochondrion; ribosome
Molecular function (GO): structural constituent of ribosome
Source: RefSeq, a predicted model, not a curated record
GUUCAAUUGAGUCCUAUCAUAACAACCUCGAUUCCGAAGGGGAGUUUGACACUCGCAAAGUCACCGCAAAAUCUCCCGAGUCGCAAUCCCCAGAGCCCCGAUCGCGCCUUUUGCUUUCCCCAUCACGAUCCAUCAUGUCUCUCGUCAACCUUUCUCACGUCUGUUCGCAUUUGAACAAUGCGUGCAAGGCCCGUCUGGCCGUCACCUCGAUCCCCAACUCCAACCUCCACCUGAAGCUCAGCCACGCCCUCCAGAACUCUGGCUAUAUUUCCUCCGUCAUCCGAGGCGGCCCGACCCCCCCUCCGAAACACACCAUCCUGGGUACUCCGACUGUUAGCGAUGGUAACGCGGGCGUGGAACCCGUGACGCAGGACAAUGUUGCCUCUCGACGACUGUGGCUGGGCCUGAAGUACUGGCAGAGCGAGCCCGUCCUGGGGAAGAUGACCAUGAUCAGCAAGCCGACAAGACGGAUCACGAUCGAUGUGACUGGACUCCGACAAGUCAUUCGAGGCGAAAAGUAUCAGACGGUGGAGGGUUUGCGGUCGCCGGGUGAGAACCUGUAUCUGUCGACGGAUCGGGGCAUCAUGGAAGCGCGUGAGUGUGUUGAGAAACAAAUAGGCGGAUUGGUUCUGUGCCGGGUUCAAUAGGUUGCUGACCCGCGAGGAUAAAAAGGAAGAGGGACCUGGGUUGUUCCGCUUCCUGGAUGCGUCGUUGGAUUUUGCAUUUACCCCGGAGUUUGGUCAGUCGCGAUGUCUCCUCCCAUGCUUUGUGUAUCUGAUGUUUGCGACUGUUGGGAUGGAUACCUUGUAUAGUAACAUACGCUCGAAUUCAUGUAUCAUUCUU